Molecule: messenger RNA, 2152 nt
Organism: Rhopilema esculentum
Lineage: Eukaryota; Metazoa; Cnidaria; Scyphozoa; Rhizostomeae; Rhizostomatidae
Source: RefSeq, a predicted model, not a curated record
CAAGUGAGGUAAAGCUCCUGUCAGCCUAAUUUUACACAACAAAAAGAAGAUUAUCUUCUAAAUCUUUUUGAUUCCAUUAAUUUCCGGUGAAAUUUGGCUGGUAAACUGGUAAAACAAUCAUUGGUAAGAACUGAACUAACCAAACUGCUUCAUUCUUGCAGCAAUUUUUUUGUGUCCUUGGUAACGGAGUUAGGACGUGUCUAUUUAAAUUGCAUUUCACAGGUCUACCUUAGAUUAACCGUCUAGCAAAAUGAGUAAAGUAUUAUUCAUUGUACUAAUAGGAUGCCUUGUUUUCAAAAUAUUGGAUAUCGCCUACAUCUUCUACCGUAACAGCAAUGAAAUUCAUACUCCAUUAUUCAGUUUACCAAAUCUUGAUGAACUGGAAUUAAGCCCACGUGAUCAUUUUGUUUAUCCCGAGGAGGAAGAAAGAUUCAACUGGGAGCAAAUAUUGGAGCCAUGUAAAAGCGAUUUGAAAUGGAAAUUUAGGACACCACAGCAUCAAGAAAACCAGCGUAGGACAAGUGCCAUUGACAGUGUUAUAGUUUACUUAGAGGUCAACCCGGCAGGUUAUUACAGUAAAUUUAUUUUGCAUACAAAAACAAGGGAUGGGAAAGCGAAAUCAGUAGGGGGAGAUUCAUGGAGAGCGUUUUUAACGGGAACAGCGGAACAAAGUGGCAUUGUUUAUGAUAACAAUGAUGGUACCUAUGAGAUUUGGUUUUUUAUAGCUGAGCCUGGCAACUAUGAAUUAAAUUUAGUUCUUGAUUACUCACUAUGCGAUGGUUUAAGGGAUCCACCGGAUAGAUGGUUUGAGAAAGGAAAUUACCAGGGAAAAUUUCAAGAAGAUGGAAUCCUUGGGUAUCUUGAUGACUUUUUAGUAGAAAGAUCCUUACCUGUGCCUUUCAAAGUAAAUAGCCAGAACGAGUUUAAUGGAUCCAAACCAGAAAGAAGUAAACCUAGGUACUCAAAUAUCAAAAUACCAUGUCCCAAUACCAGUUAUUGCAAUCUUUCGUGCUUCUUUGUUUGGGAUGGGUAUGGAAGAUGGAAAAACAAUGGCGGAAAAUACAGCUGGACGCCUAACUUGCCAGUUUUGAAUCCUGCAAAAUAUAAUUCAAAGCCCAAGCUUGAGACGCUAUGGUUUCUUGGAGACUCGUUAACCUAUCGUUUCUGGGAUUCGUCUUAUACCAGAGUUCUUUGUAGACAAGCUUUUAAAAAAUGCAGCAAGACUUACACAUGGGUAUACAAGAUUGACAAUAGAGGCGAGCCAAGAAAACCUAUAAAUGUUGGUCUGCAAUUUAAUCAAACUCGUUUCUUCGAACCUCUUCGUGAUAUACUUAGUAAGCCUGAAAUGCAGACGAAUCGAAGUGUUUUGGUCAUAAAUUUUGGGCUGCAUAUUAUCACGAGCCUAAAUUUUAGUGUGUACCAAAAUCUGUUAGAUGAAUUCGUUCAUAUUCUAGACCUAAAUAGAAGCCAGAGAAAUCAUUCCAGCAGCCCUCGUAUUAUAUGGAAAACAACCACUUUAACACACAUAGAGAACACAAAAGUAUGGAACCGGACGUAUUCAAGAUUUAUGACAAAUCACAGAAUCUCACUGUUUAAUGCUUACGCAAAUCAGAGGCUAUGUUCUGCCGGCGUAACUAUCUUCGACAUUUUUCCAAUAUCUGCUUCAUAUUACAAGGGAACUAAAGAUCAUGUGCACUAUGAAUACUUUGUCUUUGAGCCUGCUGAAGACAGUUUAGCAGAUUUUGUUUGGAAAAAAUAUAACACGUAAAUUGCAAUCAUUUUUACAAACUUAGUGACAACCCUGUGUAACAAACCCGACGAAGAUUUCUUUCAGGGGGGAUAGCAGGUAAAUAUGACAGGGGACAGAAGAAUUUGCUUUGGACUGGCAGGGGAUGGGUAAAACUUGCAAUCAUGUUGGCAGCACUAGGCAUCAAAUAGGUGUAUUUAUUUAUAACUCUAGAACACCCCCCCACAAUGUUGUGUUGUGUUAAAACGAGAUCUGAAAGCAGACAAAAAAUUUUGGCUUGCAGGGGAGGUUGGGAAAUAUAAAAUAUCCUAGGUCUCUCCUAAAGGGGACUCCCGAUCAGAAGAUUUCUCAAAAAGAACGGUUUUCACCGGGUUUGCUAUACAGGGUGUAUCAAUUUAAUCAAUU